Molecule: messenger RNA, 2143 nt
Organism: Leptopilina heterotoma
Lineage: Eukaryota; Metazoa; Arthropoda; Insecta; Hymenoptera; Figitidae
Gene: Hrb87F
Product: heterogeneous nuclear ribonucleoprotein A1, A2/B1 homolog
Exons: 4
Coding region: 186-1295 (369 amino acids)
Molecular function (GO): RNA binding
Source: RefSeq, a predicted model, not a curated record
CACGAGUGACUCGAGGGAGUUGAUCGAUUCUAAAGUUGACGUUGACGUGUACGAGUGCGUACAAGACAUCAAACGCUUCGCAUUAUUCCAGUUAUUUUACAAAUCAAACAACAGAGAGUGGAAGAUUUUUUGGAAAUUUGUCUUGAAAUACAAACAAGACGUCCAAUUCCAGAAAAUCGGACAAAAUGGUGAAGAUGGAUCAUGAUGAUGGAAAUAAAAAUGAGCCAGAGCACGUGAGGAAACUAUUCAUCGGUGGACUUGACUACAGAACGACUGACGACUCCCUAAAGAAGCAUUUCGAACAAUGGGGAGAUAUUGUGGACGUUGUUGUGAUGAAGGAUCCCAAGACAAAACGAUCAAGGGGAUUUGGAUUCAUCACCUAUUCCAGAGCUCAUAUGGUUGAUGACGCGCAGAAUGCGAGACCACACCGCGUCGAUGGUAGAGUCGUCGAACCCAAGAGGGCCGUUCCCCGGCAGGAAAUUACAAGACCAGAAGCAGGAGCUACUGUCAAAAAAUUGUUUGUCGGUGGUUUGAAGGACGAUCACGAGGAGGAGGAUCUCAGAUCAUAUUUCCAAACUUAUGGUCAAAUUAAUUCCGUUAGUAUUGUAACGGAUAAGGAAUCUGGCAAGAAACGAGGAUUUGGAUUUGUCGAAUUCGAUGACUAUGAUCCUGUUGAUAAAAUUUGCCUUCAGCGAAGCCAUCAAAUCCGUGGAAAACACGUUGAUGUGAAGAAGGCUUUGAGUAAAGCUGAGAUGGCUUCGGCAACUAGUGGAGGAGGUGGUGGUGGUGGACGUGGUGGUCAAGGUGGAAGAGGAGGACCGAGAGGUGGAAAUCAAGGAGGCGGAAGCUGGGGAGGACGUGGAGGUGGCGGCGGAGGAGGUGGUGGUGGUGGCAACGACUGGAAUAAUGGAGGUAAUCAGGGAGGAUACGGCGGCGGCGGAAACCAAGGAGGCUGGGGAGGUGGUAAUGGACCGUGGGAAAAUCAAAAUCAAGGUGGUAAUUGGGGAGGUCAAGGAGGCCAAGGAGGUUACAACAGUGGUGGAAACUGGAGCAAUGACAACUUUGGAGGAGGCUACCAACAAGGUUACGGAGGUGGACCUUUGAGAAACAAUUACAAUAGUGGUGGACGAUCAGCACCAUACGGUCAAAUGGGUGGAAACAGCGGCGGCGGUGGUGGAGGUGGUGGUGGUGGCGGCGGCGGAGGUGGUUAUGGUGGUAACCAAGGUGGAUACGGAAAUAAUGCAGGAGGAAACAUGGGAGGAGGUGGUGGUGGCGGAGGUGGAAGAAGAUACUAAAAAGUCCUGGUUUUUCUUCAAUCGGUGACCCCUACUUGUCUUCUAGUCAUCAGUACUUCUGUACUGUUUAGUUUGGAGCAGGCAGGGCUAAAAGGCUAGAGACAAGACCAGGCAGGACAAUCAGGAUUCAGGACAGAGAAGCGUCAUCUGUUAGAUUGCUGUGAGGGAGGCUUAUUUCUCUAUAACAUUUGGUACCUAGCACCUACUGCAUCAGUUACAUGUUCGUCCCAAUAUUAUUGUGAAAAAAGAAAGAGUUGUACCACAGUUUUAUAGACAAUACUCGCACCCUCUUGUGUCACGUGUAUUUAUAUUAUUUAAUAGAGACAUGAAAGGCAGUAAUCGAUAGGAAUGUCGUGCUACAAUAAUAGAAAAUCUAUAUUCUGACCGAAUAUAAUCACACUAUUGGCAUUUUUUCACUAUUGGCAUCUGGCUUCACUCAAUUGACUCUUUAAGCAGAUGUUCCGCUCUUGUUUUAUUUUUCUUAAUAUUUAUUUACAAAAGUCUUACUGUCGUGCGCCUUAAUCCUAAUUGGCCUUUAAAAACACUAGUUUUUCAAAUUUAUGCCAUUUAACAAUUUUAGAAAAACCUCUAUGAGUUUUAGUGUUAGGAAUAAAAAGUAAUUUUUUGACGACCCGGUCCAUAUAAGAAUCAAGCUUUUGAAUAUAUGAAAAUAAUGAAUGACUCUUAUGUAGACUAAAGAAUAUGAAAAAAAGAUAUGCCAGGAAAAAUAAAACUGAUAUCAAAUGUAUAGGCAGACUAUUUUGUAGUUCGUCUAGGUUAAUCAAUUUACUUUUAAGUUGUAAUACUACAGUUAGAUAAUAAAACAGACCACAACCUUUUCAACGAUA